Schizophyllum commune H4-8 is the source of this 950-nucleotide messenger RNA. RefSeq lists its product as uncharacterized. NCBI's taxonomy places the organism in Eukaryota, Fungi, Basidiomycota, Agaricomycetes, Agaricales, Schizophyllaceae. The coding region runs from base 258 to 950 and encodes 230 amino acids. The transcript is spliced from 5 exons. The record is from RefSeq and is a predicted model, not a curated record.
CGAAUCAAUGGGAAAGCCUCGACCGGUGAACCGCAUUGUUGCCUCGUGCCGUCGAAGAGCGCGCGGUAGUUCGGAGCGCAUGGCGGUCAUGUGAACCCCGCCUUGCUUUGUUGCUGAUUAUAUUUGCUUGUUGACGACAACGAGCACAUACCCUGAUCUCCACGCGCGCAUUUUCGUGCACUUCCACUUCCCUUCCCGCGUCGACUCCCCGUCCGCUCUCGCUCUACAACACGCACACAACACACGCCAACAAAGCAAUGGCUUACGCAUACACUCUCGACCGCUCGCAGCUCGCCUGGGGCGUUAGCAAGAAAGAGGAAAAUGCGACGCUGGAGCGCGAGGCCGUCCGCCUCCUCUCCCUGUACUUCGACUCCUACACUGCCGAAUUCCCCACCAUCGAGGAAGUCAAGCUCGCAAGCAAGAUGGUCCAGCAGGGUUGGCUCGACAAUAUGGGAGACGAGGUCCCAACCGAGGAGGAGCAGUCUCCCCAAGAAGCCAUGGACCUCUCCGAAGAAGUCGCGGUCCCCGUCGAGUCCCAAUCCGCCGUCGUAGAGAUGUGGCCUCCCAACGACAUUUUCGAGGAUGACGAAAAAUACAUCUUCUCCUCCCACCCUAGCUUUGAGCAGUGUCACAUCAACCCCCUUCCCCGCGAGACCGUGAAAGCCGACCAAGAUGCACAGAAAGCCAACGCGGGCUAUUGCCCUGCACUCCGCCUCCGUCGCAUGCGUCAGGAUUUUGCCUUCGACAGCACCAAUUAUCAGGCGUACCUCGCCCGCAAGGCGUACGACAUUUCAGUCGACGAGUACUACCGCAGCCAGAACCAUAUCUUGAGCCCGUCGGAUAUUGCGAGUCAGAGGGGCAGCAUGCGAGAGAUGCCUCUUCGCAGGUGGUUGCUCGUCAGGAAUGCCGAGGCGAUGCGGGCGCCGCCGCCGCCCACAGCGGACGAGUAG